AUGGAAGGUCUCGUGAAGUCGGUCGAAUUUAUCAGUGCAAAAUAUGAUGAACUGCUGAUAAAACAUCAGUACAUUGAAGAAAUGAGUACUGAGCUAGUAAAAGAAAAUCAAUUACUCAAAAAGCAAGUUUUUGACUUGCAAAAUCAAUCGGAGCAAAUGUGUGUAAAUUUCAAUGAACUAGAACAAUAUGACCGCUGGGAUUGCCUCGAGAUACAAGGUAUUCCCGUUCAAGAAGAUGAAGAUACCGAUGCCCUAGUAUGCUCUGCUGGUAACUUAGUAAAUGUAAACAUCAAAGCUGAAGAUAUUUCGAUAAGCCACCAUCUCAAAAGCAAUCCAACAGCCAGAAAUCAAUCCCCAGCAAUUAUCACAAAGUUUGUUCGACAUAGUAUGAGAGAUAAGCUGUAUCACGCCAGGAAAUAUCUCAAGGAAAAAUCUACUAAAGAUGUUGGUCUUGGAAGGAUAUCCGAAGAGAAGAUCUACAUUGCAGAGAGCCUAACUAGAAAGAAUAAGAUCCUAUUUAACAAAUGCUUGGAAAUAAAGAAGUCGUUGAACUAUAAAUAUAUAUGGACCAACCAAGGAAACAUCUACCUACGAAGGGACUCCAGUUCACCUCACCUAAGAAGUUAA
Messenger RNA from Paramuricea clavata, 627 nucleotides. Lineage: Eukaryota; Metazoa; Cnidaria; Anthozoa; Malacalcyonacea; Plexauridae. The record is from the annotation of a GenBank genome assembly.